UUUUCCUCAAUCCAGAUUCACGCUCUUGGGAAAGGCUCCUUUGUCACCUGAAGCUGCCGGUGAACAGGUUGUUCCACUGUCUUUAAAAUCUGAUGCUGAUAGUUGAACUUGAAUCAGAACAACAACAACAACAUAAAUAAGUCUCAUCACCUCAAACCAAACCAACCCUGUUUGUUAGCUGUUACCUCUAGAGACAUAUCCAUCUGGAGUAUAAUGAGUGAACAAUUGGGGGUGCUAAAAGUACGAGUUGCGCAAGGGAAAAGGUUGGUGAUCCGGGAUUUCAAGAGCAGUGAUCCCUAUGUGGUGCUCAAACUUGGGAAUCAGACUGCAAAGACCAAGGUCAUUAACAGCUGUUUAAAUCCUGUUUGGAAUGAAGAGCUGAAUUUCACUCUCACAGAACCCUUGGGAGUUCUCAAUUUGGAAGUGUUUGAUAAAGAUCUUCUGAAGGCUGAUGACAAGAUGGGAAAUGCUUUUGUCAACCUUCAACCACUAGUCUCAGCAGCUAGAUUAAGGGAUAUUUUACGAGUUUCUUCGGGUGAGACAACAUUAAGGAAGGUGGUGCCUGAUAGUGAAAACUGUCUUGUCCGUGAAAGCAGUAUCAAUUGUGUUAAUGGUGAGGUGGUGCAGAAUGUUUGGUUAAGGCUUCGCGAUGUAGAAUCUGGGGAGGUAGAACUGACAAUCAAGUUGAUCACACCAGUUGCUCCCUCAAAAUAGUGCAGAAAUUGCCAAUGUCAUCCUCAGGCUAGAUCUUUAACAAGAUCAUAGUUGUAACAUUUUAUAUGUAGUUGUUGAGUUUUUGCAUCUGCUUAACUGCUUCUUAGAUGUUUCUACCAAAAAAAAAUUCCUUCAUAGAUGCAUAUUCUAAUUAAUUUAGCAGCUUGUUGGCGAUUCCUCAUCCCCAUAUAUUAAAAGCCACUUGAAGCUUUUUUUUUUAAGGAAAAGCCACUUGAAGCUGCUCUUCCUGAUGAAGAAUUUGUAAUUUAUUAGUUCAUUGGUUACUAUGGUGUGUUGUGUUUGUGUUACCUUGUAUUUAACAAAAAAAAGGAGUAGUAGAAAACUAUCCCUUCAUUUUAGUGAUGAGUUCUCAAGCAUAGGUUUUGGUGUAACUAUUGAUUUGCAGGUAAGUCAAGAAAAGGAAGUUAUGAUGUUUGGCUAGUUUAUACUUCUAACUCUGCAUUGUUAGUUACAAAUUUACCCAAGUAGAGAUUUAAGGAGCUGUAUGUAUGAUUUACUUUAGGUUUAUUACA
Molecule: messenger RNA, 1247 nt
Organism: Lotus japonicus
Lineage: Eukaryota; Viridiplantae; Streptophyta; Magnoliopsida; Fabales; Fabaceae
Product: protein C2-DOMAIN ABA-RELATED 11
Exons: 4
Coding region: 214-714 (166 amino acids)
Source: RefSeq, a predicted model, not a curated record